AUGGAGCCCACUAUGGGAAAUGCUUCAGAUUUGUUUGUUUCCAACAUAUCGAAAGAAAAUGACUUCCUCAUGGGAUCUAUUUAUGCCAUUUUUGGGGUCCUAUCUCUUCUGGGCAAUAGCAUAUUGUUGUUUGUUGCCUAUCGGAAAAGGCCCUCCUUGAAGCCAGCCGAGUUCUUCAUUGUUAAUCUAUCCAUCAGUGAUCUUGGGAUGACCAUAACCCUCUUCCCCUUGGCAAUACCCUCUUCUUUUGCGCACAAGUGGCUGUUUGAUGAGCUCACCUGUCAGUACUAUGCUUUCUGUGGAGUUUUCUUUGGCCUGAGCAGUCUGACUAACCUCACAGUCCUCUCCUCUGUCUGCUGUCUUAAAGUCUCCUACCCUCACUAUGGAAACAAGUUCUCCUCUUUUCAUGCCCGCUUCCUGGUGGUGGGGGUGUGGUGCUACGCCUCCAUUUUUGCGGUGGGGCCCCUGGCCCAGUGGGGUCGUUACGGCCCCGAGCCCUAUGGAACAGCCUGCUGUAUCGACUGGAAGGCCUCGAACACAGAGCUGUUAGCCAUGAGCUACAUCGUCUGCCUGUUCCUCUUCUGCUACAUGGUGCCCUCCACCGUCAUCUUCGUCUCCUACCUCUUCAUCUUCAUGACCGUGCGCGGCUCCCGCCAGGCCGUUCAGCAGCACGUCUCCCCGCAGAACAAAACCACCAACGCCCACAACCUCAUCGUCAAGUUGUCCGUGGCUGUGUGCAUCGGUUUUCUGAUGGCGUGGAGCCCUUAUGCUGUGGUUGCCAUGUGGGCGGCCUUCGGAGACUUUGGCAGCGUGCCGCCCAUGUCUUUUGCCCUGGCCGCCAUCUUUGCCAAGUCCUCCACCCUCUACAACCCCAUGGUCUACUUGGUCUUCAAGCCAAACUUCCGGAAAUCUCUGUGCCGGGACGCAGCACAGUGCCGACGCCGGCUCUGUCCCUCUGUGUGUGGCUGCGAGGCCACGCCCAUGCAGAGGAGCUGUUCUAACCGUUCACAGCGCAACAACAAGGAUGUCGACAACUCCACCCGCCUCUCAAACGGCCUACCAGAGUGUCACGAGGCCUGUCACCACUGUCCGGAGGCGGGGUCAGGGUGCCUGGCCACACCCCAGAGGACCGCUCGCAUCAUGACAGGCUCCACCCAUAGUGAAGUUGCUGUCAGCCAGCUCUCCAAUGAAUUUCAGAGUGACUUCCUCUAG
Molecule: messenger RNA, 1212 nt
Organism: Conger conger (European conger)
Lineage: Eukaryota; Metazoa; Chordata; Actinopteri; Anguilliformes; Congridae
Gene: opn7b
Product: opsin 7, group member b
Exons: 6
Coding region: 1-1212 (403 amino acids)
Biological process (GO): visual perception; G protein-coupled receptor signaling pathway
Cellular component (GO): membrane
Molecular function (GO): G protein-coupled receptor activity
Source: RefSeq, a predicted model, not a curated record